CAGUACUGUAGUAGCGUUAGAUGACAGGCAACCCGAGUCCCCUGGAGCAACUGAACGCCGCCUGCCGCGGCUUCCGCGAUACCCUCCCGCGACUCAUUCGCAGCAUGGAUGACAACGGCACGACGACGAGCAAGGACGUGGUCAAGGCGUUGUGUUUGCUCAAAGACGUCAAGCAGUCGACGAGGGAGACGUUCUUGGACGCUGAAGUGUACCGCCGCCGUGUCGCCGAGCAAAAGGACCUUGUCGAAGCGCAUCAUUUGAAGCUCCAGAACUUGUUGUACGAAAAGGACAACUUGCUGCGCGAGAUCAAGCGAUGCCGUGGGUUUCCCACCAAGGAACUGGAUAAGAUCGAAUUCAAGGACGGAGUGCUGCCGGUGCUCGUCGACGACGACCGCCACAAGCGCCACCUCCAGCGCCUCGACGACGAACUCUCCGAUCGAAAAGCACUAUUGCAGCACCAGCAACACCUCAAGACCCAGAUCAGUUCCGUGGAGGACGCGACUCAAAGCAAACAUGCGCUGCUGGACGCUUUGCCCGCGCAUCUUGCCGCUAUCGAAGAGGCCUCCCGACCAUUGCAAGCUCUGCUUUCGGUCCCCAUAUCGGACUCCCGCGACCGCCAUCAAGCAGCGAAAGCGCUGCCGACGCCGCUUUACUUGUUGUUUUGCGAACUGGACGCGUACCUGUCGAUCCAUGCUGGCAGCGGCGCCGUCGGGAUCGCCGACUCCAAGGCCGGCCCGCUGUCCAAGCUCAAGCUCAAGUCUACCCGUGGCAAAGAAGGACCUGACGCCGCCACUCCCGACGACGCCGACAGCGCGACCCCCCCGCCCCCGAAACGGCCUAAGACAUCGACCACCGAUCACGAUGCAUUCAUUCCAUCGCCCCAGUCGGUCGUUCUCCAACUGGGUCUGCCAGACAAGCCGACUUCGACGACCAAGGUCGUGUUCCAGUACCUCCCGCGGCUUGGCGUCGUCGUAGUGGACUCGCCGCGGUUCCCAACGCUCUUGCGCCGCUUGUUUGCCACCGACAGUGGCCUCCAGACUCCCCCCGGUGUUUCGUACGCGUUUAAAACGGCUGACGGGGCGGAAGUGCCGAUGGAAUUCCCGGCAGACGUCAAAGCGCGGCCGUAUGUGUGGGCCCAGUGGAUAUCAGGACUCACGUCGGUCGGCCAUCGCCUUGAGCCGUCGGUCCGCCACGUCAUGGCUCGGCUGCGCCAGCGAUAUGCCGCGCAGCAUGCCCUGUAUGUGCACUUGGAUGCUCUCAAGGACAAGCGCGUGCAAGUGCAUCCGUCGAUCGCCCACGUGUCCGUCCAGACCAAGUUGACGUCAUUCGCCAAACUCAGCAAGCGCGACGAUGUGACGAUGGCGGUAUUUCCAGAGCCUGCGGACGGCGCCACGUACUUCCGAGCAGCGUUCGCCCCUCCUGGAGAUCUGGGCCGUGUGGUGGCGCUGGUGCAAAUUUCUCCCGAUUACCCCACCGUUCGCCCCCGCUUUGUCUUGCAACACGACUUGGGCUCGACCGUCGUACCUACUACCAACCAGCUCAAGGACAUGGCUGCGGAAGUGAACGAGUUUGCAUCCGACUUGAUCCCAGUAGGCGAUUGUGCUUCUUACGACGUGCUGAUCCACCAAGUGCGAACGCUCCAGUUGUGCUUGGACGAAGUGCAUGCAGCGUCAAAGCCGACCGAGCACGUCGUUGGAGCCCGCCGACGCAGCACCCUCUCGGUAGCCAAAUCCACGGACGAAUAAGUCUGACUUGGGCAAUAUAAAUAGUAGUACUAGUAGUACACAUUAACCCUAUCAACAAACAACACUCUCUCAACGCA
Messenger RNA from Aphanomyces astaci, 1822 nucleotides. RefSeq lists its product as hypothetical. NCBI's taxonomy places the organism in Eukaryota, Oomycota, Saprolegniomycetes, Saprolegniales, Verrucalvaceae. The transcript is spliced from 11 exons. The record is from RefSeq and is a predicted model, not a curated record. The coding region runs from base 21 to 1745 and encodes 574 amino acids. Gene Ontology annotation, molecular function: mRNA binding. Gene Ontology annotation, biological process: mRNA export from nucleus; positive regulation of DNA-templated transcription, elongation. Gene Ontology annotation, cellular component: THO complex part of transcription export complex.